Molecule: messenger RNA, 549 nt
Organism: Penicillium cataractarum
Lineage: Eukaryota; Fungi; Ascomycota; Eurotiomycetes; Eurotiales; Aspergillaceae
Exons: 1
Coding region: 1-549 (182 amino acids)
Source: RefSeq, a predicted model, not a curated record
AUGCUGAGACGACCUCCAGCCGUGAUUUAUCUGACUGAAGAUGAUCUUCAAUUCCACCUACCACGAAUCUUCGCUCAGUCCCUCCCAGUCAAUAUUGACCACCUGAGCCUCGAGGAAACGGACGAGAAUGGUGCUGAUCAAGACCCAACCUCUGAAGUCCAACAGCCCUCGACCAACGAUCCUACCGGUCGGUUCGAUCCUCAUCAUCCUCUGCAUGGCUCGAAUGAGAGUCUCUCGUGCAUGACGCGCUCCUCUCCAGCUGUAGCUCGGACGCACCCAGCGUCCCUCCCUGCUUCGAUGAUGAAUGGUUCGACCCACCGAACUAUUGUUGACCCAAACCAGGCUUCCACAACUGCUGCCACCACGGCCCAACUGAUAUCAUCUAAUCUCCCACAGACUCGAGCUUCCCGGCUUCGAGAGCCCUCGCCCUCGCCCUCGCAGCCAAGGACCGAAUUGACCAUCCCGCCACAAGAGUUUCUAGAUCCCCACAUCCUCCCAUCCCCAGACCGCAAGAAAGGUCGGUCUGCUGUCCCUGGAAGUCAAAACUGA